Mercenaria mercenaria is the source of this 2400-nucleotide messenger RNA. RefSeq names its product serine-aspartate repeat-containing protein F-like. The record is from RefSeq and is a predicted model, not a curated record. NCBI's taxonomy places the organism in Eukaryota, Metazoa, Mollusca, Bivalvia, Venerida, Veneridae. The transcript is spliced from 3 exons. Bases 1 to 2400 code for a protein of 799 amino acids.
AUGACUGGUGAUUGUGAUGAUGAUAUUAAUGAUGAUUAUAUUGGUAAUGAUAGCAAUGAUUACAUGGUGUUAUUGUUGUUGGUGAUGGCGAUGACGGUGGUGGUGGUGGUGGUGGUGAUAAAGAUGAUAAUAUUUAUGACAAAGACUGAUGACGAUGUUACUGAUGGUGAUGUUACUGACGGUGAUGUUACUGAUGACGAUGUUACUGAUGGUGAUGUUACUGAUGAUGAUGUUACUGACGGUGAUGUUACUGAUGGUGAUGUUACUGAUGGUGAUGUUUCUGAUGAUGAUGUUACUGAUGAUGAUGUUACUGAUGAUGAUGUUACUGAUGACGAUGUUACUGAUGAUGAUGUUACUGAUGAUGAUGUUACUGAUGGUGAUGUUACUGACGGUGAUGUUACUGAUGGUGAUGUUACUGAUGAUGAUGUUACUGAUGGUGAUGUUACUGAUGGUGAUGUUACUGACGGUGAUGUUACUGAUGGUGAUGUUACUGAUGACGAUGUUACUGAUGGUGAUGUUACUGACGGUGAUGUUACUGAUGGUGAUGUUACUGAUGAUGAUGUUACUGAUGGUGAUGUUACUGACGGUGAUGUUACUGAUGACGAUGUUACUGAUGAUGAUGUUACAGAUGGUGAUGUUAAUGACGGUGAUGUUACUGACGGUGAUGUUACUGACGGUGAUGUUACUGAUGGUGAUGUUACUGAUGAUGAUGUUACUGAUGGUGAUGUUACUGACGGUGAUGUUACUGACGGUGAUGUUACUGAUGAUGAUGUUACUGAUGAUGAUGUUACUGAUGGUGAUGUUACUGAUGACGAUGUUACUGAUGGUGAUGUUACUGAUGAUGAUGUUACUGACGGUGAUGUUACUGAUGGUGAUGUUACUGAUGGUGAUGUUACUGAUGACGAUGUUACUGACGGUGAUGUUACUGACGGUGAUGUUACUGAUGGUGAUGUUACUGAUGGUGAUGUUACUGAUGACGAUGUUACUGAUGGUGAUGUUACUGAUGAUGAUGUUACUGACGGUGAUGUUACUGAUGAUGAUGAUGAUGUUACUGAUGGUGAUGUUACUGACGGUGAUGUUACUGACGGUGAUGUUACUGAUGAUGAUGUUACUGAUGAUGAUGUUACUGAUGAUGAUGUUACUGACGGUGAUGUUACUGACGGUGAUGUUACUGAUGAUGAUGUUACUGAUGAUGAUGUUACUGAUGAUGAUGUUACUGACGGUGAUGUUACUGACGGUGAUGUUACUGAUGAUGAUGUUACUGAUGACGAUGUUACUGAUGAUGAUGUUACUGACGGUGAUGUUACUGAUGACGAUGUUACUGAUGGUGAUGUUACUGAUGGUGAUGUUACUGACGGUGAUGUUACUGAUGAUGAUGUUACUGAUGACGAUGUUACUGAUGAUGAUGUUACUGAUGAUGAUGUUACUGACGGUGAUGUUACUGAUGACGAUGUUACUGAUGACGAUGUUACUGAUGACGAUGUUACUGAUGAUGAUGUUACUGAUGACGAUGUUACUGAUGAUGAUGUUACAGAUGAUGAUGUUACUGACGGUGAUGUUACUGAUGGUGAUGUUACUGAUGACGAUGUUACUGAUGAUGAUGUUACUGAUGGUGAUGUUACUGAUGACGAUGUUACUGAUGAUGAUGUUACUGAUGGUGAUGUUACUGAUGAUGAUGUUACUGACGGUGAUGUUACUGAUGACGAUAUUACUGAUGGUGAUGUUACUGAUGAUGAUGUUACUGACGGUGAUGUUACUGAUGAUGAUGCUACUGAUGAUGAUGUUACUGACGGUGAUGUUACUGACGGUGAAGUUACUGAUGAUGAUGUUACUGAUGACGAUGUUACUGAUGAUGAUGUUCUGUUACUGAUGAUGAUGUUACUUAUGAUGAUGUUACUGAUGGUGAUGUUACUGACGGUGAUGUUACUGACGGUGAUGUUACUGAUGAUGAUGUUACUGAUGGAUGUUACUGAUGAUGAUGCUACUGAUGAUGAUGUUACUGAUGGUGAUGUUUCUGAUGAUGAUGUUACUGACGGUGAUGUUACUGAUGAUGAUGUUACUGAUGAUACCGAUGGUGAUGUUACUGAUGAUGAUGAUGAUGUUACUGAUGAUGAUGUUACUGAUGAUACUGAUGGUGAUGUUACUGAUGGUGAUGUUACUGAUGAUGAUGAUGAUGAUACUGAUGGUUAUGUUACUGAUGAUGAUGAUGAUGUUACUGAUGAUGAUGUUACUGAUGGUGAUGUUACUGACGGUGAUGUUACUGACGGUGAUGUUACUGAUGAUGAUGUUACUGAUGAUGAUGUUACUGAUGGUGAUGUUACUGAUGAUGAUGUUACUGAUGGUGAUGUUACUGAUGAUGAUGUUACUGAUGAUAAUGAUGAUUUAAAAAUUAAAACCUAA